Molecule: messenger RNA, 1125 nt
Organism: Bolinopsis microptera
Lineage: Eukaryota; Metazoa; Ctenophora; Tentaculata; Lobata; Bolinopsidae
Exons: 7
Coding region: 57-941 (294 amino acids)
Source: RefSeq, a predicted model, not a curated record
AAUGCCCAGAUUUUCAGAAGUCAGUAGCGGAGGUGGGGGAGAUUUUGCAACUGAAUAUGGGAACUAAAUGUGACCUGAGUCUUAGUGCUGCUGGAGGAACUCAAUACAUGAUAGGAGAUAAGCAGGUAGCGGUAGAAGGUUCCAAAAUAACCGUUAAAUUUGACGGUACAGAUGCUAUCAUUGGAGAAACUGUAAAAGUUCCUUGUUCUUGGGAUUUUUCUACCCCCUCGUCUGACAUUAAGUAUAAGUUAGGAGGGAGCAACAAAGCAAUGUUGAGGAGGAGAACAACCUCAAAACGGAGCUCUGCCCAGAAACUCUCAGACCAGAGAUACCAGGGUUGUGUAAACUCUCUCAGUAUUAACGGAGUGGAGCUGCUACAACUGGGUAACACCCUCAAUAAUGUCGUCAGUGAUCAGUGUUCAGUGGACCUCCUACCUCAUAACCCUUGUGAGGCGAGGCCGAGUCCUUGUGGUGCUGGCUGGUCUUGUUCACCUCAUCCUGAUGACUAUUCUGCGGUGUGCAAGUUCUCCUGUACGGCAGGUCACGAGUGUACGAGUAAGGGGGAGUGUUCAGAGUUCAGGAGUAUUAGUGAGUGUAUCUCGGUGUUGGGGUCUGACCAAUGCAGGAUUCGGUGGUACUACCAGUGUGUCUGUAGUGCGGGGUGGGAGGGUAAUAAUUGUGAGACUGAUAAAACGGAAGGUGACGGUGGACUGAACAGCAACACGAUAACCAUUUUGAUUGUAGCUCUUUUGGUGGUCAUGGUUCUGGGGAUUGUGAUUGUCAUUAUCGUAAAGAAACAAAAGGUUUCCCCCAUCAACGUCAUCAUAUCAGGAAAAGGUAAUUCUAACGGUUGGUUUAGUCCGGAACCGCUGGAUGUUACCAUGGAAACACCCCCAAUCUUAUCAGAUGGCAAUCGAGCUGUGAAACUGAAUUACUUUUGAUCCCGCCCACUGUCGCGUGUGAACUCUAGUUAUUUAUCAGAUAUUGCUAAGAAACUUCGCUACUGAUCCGUCGGACGAAAAACAAACGUGAUGUCGUUGUGAACCUGAAAUAAAUAACCUGUCACCAAACCACGUGACGUCACCAAACCACGUGACGUCACCAAACCACGUGACGUCACCAAAC